Molecule: messenger RNA, 318 nt
Organism: Colletotrichum spaethianum
Lineage: Eukaryota; Fungi; Ascomycota; Sordariomycetes; Glomerellales; Glomerellaceae
Exons: 1
Coding region: 1-318 (105 amino acids)
Source: RefSeq, a predicted model, not a curated record
AUGCGCAUCCCCACGCUCCAAGACAUCCUCCUCCUUGCCGCACUGGUGGGCGUCGCUUCCGCAGGCAAGCAACACUACGAGAUGCUGCGCCAAAAGUGCUGCGCCAACCCGGAUCACAACAUGUGCCGCGUCGCCCUCGAGCGCUGGCACAUAUGCCAGGAGGCCAUAAAGAACGGCAAACGUCCUGGCAGCUGCGGCGACUUCGGCCAGAACAGCGACUUCUCCCGCAUUGCCUGCCGCCCGGGCAUCGACGGACCGCCCUACUGGAAGGACGAGGAGAAGCCCAAGGCAAAAGGGGGCGGCUCUUUCGGCGAAUGA